Messenger RNA from Caenorhabditis remanei, 993 nucleotides. RefSeq lists its product as uncharacterized. The record is from RefSeq and is a predicted model, not a curated record. Bases 1 to 993 code for a protein of 330 amino acids. Gene Ontology annotation, biological process: cell differentiation; anatomical structure development; regulation of transcription by RNA polymerase II. Gene Ontology annotation, molecular function: zinc ion binding; RNA polymerase II cis-regulatory region sequence-specific DNA binding; nuclear receptor activity. The transcript has 7 exons. Lineage: Eukaryota; Metazoa; Nematoda; Chromadorea; Rhabditida; Rhabditidae.
AUGACUGAUGAUUCUUCCGACGAACGAUUCGAAAACGUCACUCGUACAUAUGCCGUUUCGGAGAAAAAUGCCAGAUGGACAAAGAUUUCUCUAACUAGUUUAAAACUUUCAGCAAAACGAAACUCAUGUAGAAAAUGUCGAUUCGACGUGUGCCUCCGGAAAGGAAUGCGUCGAGACGCUGUACAAACAGAACGGGAUAGAAUUCGACCUCUGAAUGCAAUGUUGAACGGUACCUCUGGAGAUGAUCCCUUUUUGGAUACACUGAUCAGAGCAGAACAGUCGACAAGGGGUUUACGAACAACAGUGAUCACAAAAACAGCAGAAGCACGAAAACAAGCGACAACAGUUGACGUGACAGACAGUAUGAAUCAGCAGUUAACACUAAUGGUCGAGUGGGCAAAAGUUCUCGAUGGAUUUCAAAGAGUUGAUAGUGCCACACAAGUUGCUCUCCUCAGAAACUUCUCAGCACAACAUCUAGUGAUGUGUGCAGCGUUUCGAAGUAUUCACUUAUCAGAUGCAGUAUGGUUGACAAAUGAGACGUGUCUGCAUAAGGAUAGUCCCAAAAUUCCAGAUAUGAACCGUGUCGCCGCCCGUAUCAUUGAUCAAGUGACAACACCGAUGAGACAAUUACAUAUCAAUGAAAUCGAAUACAUUGCACUCAAAGCUAUAGCAUUUUUCGAUCCAUUGGCAAAGGGGAUAUCAAGUGAAUCGUACAGUGAUGUGGAGGACAUGAGGCAAAAAGUUCUGGAAUCCUUCGAACGACACGUCCGUUUCGUGUCUCCAUAUAAAGAUAUGCCUCUUCGAUUCGCCAAUUUGCUUCUCCUUCUUCCUCCAAUGCUGGCCAUUUCAAGAGAUCUCGUUGAAGACGUUCAACUUGCAAAACUAUUCGGACUCGCCUCAAUCGAUCAUUUAAUGCUCGAAUUGAUGCUGCCCAACGAGAAGAAUGCCAAUGAUAAUAAUACGACUCAAUCGCCACUUACGUGCCAGAAAUAA